Tarenaya hassleriana is the source of this 1125-nucleotide messenger RNA. RefSeq lists its product as uncharacterized. Bases 620 to 1000 code for a protein of 126 amino acids. The transcript has a single exon. NCBI's taxonomy places the organism in Eukaryota, Viridiplantae, Streptophyta, Magnoliopsida, Brassicales, Cleomaceae. The record is from RefSeq and is a predicted model, not a curated record.
AUUUUUAAUGUAAAUCUUUGAAGAUUUGAUAGCAAUCGCAUGCAUGCAUAUGUUCGAUGAUAAUGGGUGGUGCAUUAAUUCCAUACAUGACAUUAGAAGACCCCAAAAGCAUGCAGUGUUGAUUGGUUAAAAUAUUAAAAUCAUCUUUGAUAUAUAUUUUUUUUGUUUGCUCGUUUGAUGUGAUUGGCUAAUAUAUAAUUAAGAAUUAAAGCAAAGACUAAAGUGGAAGGCAGAUGGACGAUGGUGGUGAUGAUGAUGCUUACCUACCAUCGUGAAAGAGAAAGCAACAUGUAUACAUCGUGUUUUUUUUUUAAAAAAAUCAUAUUAAAUUUCCUUACGCUUAUAAUAUUCAUAUAAUUUAAUUUCCUUUUGUAAUCGACUGUGCAUUUUCCGAAAUCUAUAACGUUAUAGUGAUAUAUACACACACACACAAAUAUUAACUAAAACGAUUAUAAUAAAGGCGUUUCGUAUAUAUUUUCCCCAUAAAAUACGCACAUGCAGACAGACUUAAGGCCCAAGGCGGUUUCUUCUUCGACCUGAACUUAGGAGCUCUUCUCUUCUCUGUCUUUUCUUCAUCAUCAUCAUCAUCAUCAUCAUCAUCAUCAUCAUCAUCAUCGACAUGGCAUACGGCGGCAGAAGAUCAGGACCGUCCAUCUUGGACUCGUUCUCGCUGUCACCACUCCCGUACCAUGUACUCGUGAUCCUGGCAGUAGCUUCGGUCUUCCUAUUGGCUUCAUGGUACUUCAGCUUCGAAGAGGCGGUGGAAGCGGCGGGAGAGCAGAUGAACCUCCUCCUUCUGGCGAUCCCUCUCGUCCUGAUCGUGUUGGUACGGUGGCUUUCCACGGCGGAGAAUCCCGACUUCUCCUUCUUCGGCUCGAUGUCUCACCGGAGAAUCGACGGAGACGGAGGAAGUUCGCCGUGGGGCGUGGCGGCGCUGAUCGUGCUGCUGCUGGUUCUGCUUCAGUAUCAGUCCUCUUUCUUGGACAAGUGGUUCUUCUGAUGCUUCUUUUGUCCCCUCUCUCUUCUGUAAAUUAUAACCAUCUUUUUGGUUGGAAAAAAAGAACAUUGCUUUUUUGCGUUUGGUAAACUUUGUGUGAAAUUAUUUCUAUUAAGAAUUUUAAUGUC